This is a messenger RNA of Colletotrichum costaricense, 681 nucleotides long. RefSeq lists its product as uncharacterized. The transcript has a single exon. The record is from RefSeq and is a predicted model, not a curated record. Bases 1 to 681 code for a protein of 226 amino acids. NCBI's taxonomy places the organism in Eukaryota, Fungi, Ascomycota, Sordariomycetes, Glomerellales, Glomerellaceae.
AUGUUGUCAAACAAAAUCAAAGCGUUCGAAAAAGUGGCGCAAGGGAAUCUCCUUGACGAAGCUUCUUUGUUAGAAGAUCAAAUCCGCAGAAGCAAGCUCCCUAGGUUGUCAUCCAUUGAGGACACCGGCGAUAUCAAGGCUCCACCCAUUCACUUCCUUCAACUUGCCCACUGUUACCAGCUGAGUGGCUGUUUGGAACUGUACCGCGCCUUUCCGGAGCUGGCCAAAGCUCGUCUGGAGUCGGAUCCAGCAGUUCGUAUACUUUGCGAUGGGAUAGACAGACCGUCACAGCUGUUACUGAAGCUUGCUUUUGACAUCUUGAAUACCCUCGAAACCAUGCCGGACGACUCUCGGACCAUCGCAACGCAGACUCUGGUAUUCACUAUCGCCGGCUCAGUACUUGGUAAAAUCAUGGUAGCGGAUGAGGGCCAAUUCACGUCAGAACAGUACACUUUUAAUUGCAGUAUCGAGCGAUGGAGAAAAUUUGUCCUCCAGAGAUUGUCCCGGACCUACCAAAUCAUUGGCCUACACACCAUACAGCGUGCCAUGACCCUUCUUGUCAAGGUAUGGUCGCGCAUGGACGGGGGAGACAUAGUGAUUGAUCCGGAAUUGAGGAUUGUCGACCAUGUCCACUGGAUAGAUGUCAUUGAGGAAGAAGGGCUGGAGACGCUCCUUGGUUGA